GGUGCUCAAGGUGAACGCGCCGGGCCCGGGAUCCGCCCCCGGCGCGGCCCCGCCCUGUCCCCUCCCCGGCCCCGACUUUCGGGCAGCCCUGCCCACUCCCCUGUCCCGGCCCAGCCCCUCUCCAUCCCAGCGUGCCGUGCGCGGCGGCGGCGCGCGGGCGCCUGGGGCGGGACUUCCGGCGCGCUGGAGCAUCUUCGGGCCGUGCGUUUGUGGCCGUCCGGCCUCUCUGACAUGCAGAUUUCCACCCAGAAGACAGAGAAGGAGCCAGUGGUAAUGGAAUGGGCUGGGGUCAAAGACUGGGUGCCUGGGAGCUGAGGCAGCCACCGUUUCAGCCUGGCCAGCCCUCUGGACCCCGAGGUUGGACCCUACUGUGACACACCUACCAUGCAGACACUCUUCAACCUCCUCUGGCUUGCCCUGGCCUGCAGCCCUGUUCACACUACCCUGUCAAAGUCAGAUGCCAAAAAAGCCGCCUCAAAGACGCUGCUGGAGAAGAGUCAGUUUUCAGAUAAGCCGGUGCAAGACCGGGGUUUGGUGGUGACGGACCUCAAAGCUGAGAGUGUGGUUCUUGAGCAUCGCAGCUACUGCUCGGCAAAGGCCCGGGACAGACACUUUGCUGGGGAUGUACUGGGCUAUGUCACUCCAUGGAACAGCCAUGGCUACGAUGUCACCAAGGUCUUUGGGAGCAAGUUCACACAGAUCUCACCCGUCUGGCUGCAGCUGAAGAGACGUGGCCGUGAGAUGUUUGAGGUCACAGGCCUCCACGACGUGGACCAAGGGUGGAUGCGAGCUGUCAGGAAGCAUGCCAAGGGCCUGCACAUAGUGCCUCGGCUCCUGUUUGAGGACUGGACUUACGAUGAUUUCCGGAACGUCUUAGACAGUGAGGAUGAGAUAGAGGAGCUGAGCAAGACCGUGGUCCAGGUGGCAAAGAACCAGCAUUUCGAUGGCUUCGUGGUGGAGGUCUGGAACCAGCUGCUAAGCCAGAAGCGCGUGGGCCUCAUCCACAUGCUCACCCACCUGGCCGAGGCUCUGCACCAGGCCCGGCUGCUGGCCCUCCUGGUCAUCCCGCCUGCCAUCACCCCUGGGACCGACCAGCUGGGCAUGUUCACGCACAAGGAGUUUGAGCAGCUGGCCCCCGUGCUGGAUGGUUUCAGCCUCAUGACCUACGACUACUCUACAGCGCAUCAGCCUGGCCCUAAUGCACCCCUGUCCUGGGUUCGAGCCUGCGUCCAGGUCCUGGACCCCAAGUCCAAGUGGCGAAGCAAAAUCCUCCUGGGGCUCAACUUCUAUGGUAUGGACUACGCGACCUCCAAGGAUGCCCGUGAGCCUGUUGUCGGGGCCAGGUACAUCCAGACACUGAAGGACCACAGGCCCCGGAUGGUGUGGGACAGCCAGGCCUCAGAGCACUUCUUCGAGUACAAGAAGAGCCGCAGUGGGAGGCACGUUGUCUUCUACCCAACCCUGAAGUCCCUGCAGGUGCGGCUGGAGCUGGCCCGGGAGCUGGGCGUUGGGGUCUCUAUCUGGGAGCUGGGCCAGGGCCUGGACUACUUCUACGACCUGCUCUAGGUGGGCAUUGCGGCCUCCGCGGUGGACGUGUUCUUUUCUAAGCCAUGGAGUGAGUGAGCAGGUGUGAAAUACAGGCCUCCACUCCGUUUGCUGUGA
This is a messenger RNA of Gorilla gorilla gorilla (western lowland gorilla), 1662 nucleotides long. It is a transcript of the gene CHID1, whose product is annotated as chitinase domain containing 1. Gene Ontology annotation, biological process: carbohydrate metabolic process. Bases 385 to 1566 code for a protein of 393 amino acids. The transcript is spliced from 14 exons. Lineage: Eukaryota; Metazoa; Chordata; Mammalia; Primates; Hominidae. Gene Ontology annotation, molecular function: oligosaccharide binding; chitin binding. The record is from RefSeq and is a predicted model, not a curated record. Gene Ontology annotation, cellular component: endomembrane system.